CCACCAGUCCAAGCCCUAAGGUCUGCAACUGGCUGUGCAAUUUUUGGAGAGAAGCAACAUCUGUAGAACUUGGACUUAGAAGGAAGAAGGAGGAGGAGGGAAAAAGAAAAAAAAAAAAAAAAAAGCAAGGGGAGGAAAAGAGAGGAAAAAAAUGAGUGUGUGCAAGUAAGAAGGCAGAUCUCUGCAGAGAAACUUACAAACAAAACAAAUAUUUUUGUACUGGGAGAUUGGAAGUAAUGCAAAUUCAACAUGGAAGCACAGUCACACAACACUACUGCAAGUGAAAAGAAAAAAGUAGACAACUCUCUAGUGAAAGGCCACACUCGAACAGACGUCAGUGAGAAGGCGGUUGCUUCAAGCACAACUUCUAAUGAGGAUGAAAGGCCCGGACAGACUUAUCAUAGAGAAAGAAGAAACGCCAUUGCAAUGCAGCCACAGGGAGGGCAAGGCCUUACUAAAAUCAGUGAAGAGCCUUCUACAUCCAGCGAGGAAAGGGCCUCAUUAAUAAAGAAAGAGAUCCAUGGAUCUAUAACACACCUGCCUGAACCUUCUGUUCCAUACCGUGGCACUGUCUUUACAAUGGAUCCAAGAAAUGGUUACAUCGACCCGCAUUACCAUCCACCUCAUCUGUUUCCUGCUUUUCACCCUCCAGUGCCAAUAGACGCCAGGCAUCACGAAGGGCGCUACCAUUACGAUCCAACCCCCAUCCCUCCUCUGCACAUGCCUUCUGCAUUAGCAAGUAGCCCAACGUAUCCAGAUUUACCAUUUAUCCGCAUAUCUCCACAUAGAAACCAUGCCACUUCAGAUUCUCCGUUUAGCCCGCCUCACCCAUAUAUCAACCCUUACAUGGACUACAUCAGGUCGCUCCACAGCAGUCCUUCUCUGUCCAUGAUCUCGGCUGCACGAGGACUCAGUCCGACUGAUGUUCCACAUGCUGGAGUUAGCCCUGCUGAAUAUUACCACCAGAUGGCGCUAUUGACAGGACAGCGCAGUCCAUAUGCAGAUAUCAUUCCUUCCCCUGCCACAGCUGGUGCCAGUGCAAGCGCCCUUCACAUGGAAUACCUUCAUGCCUUAGAGAGUUCCAGAUUUCCCAGUCCCAGGCUUUCAGCACGGCCAAGCAGGAAAAGAACAUUGUCUAUUUCACCUCUCUCAGAUCAUAGCUUUGAUCUUCAAACUAUGAUCCGGACCUCUCCAAACUCACUGGUCACAAUUCUUAAUAACUCUCGUAGCAGCUCAUCAGCCAGUGGUUCCUAUGGACAUUUAUCAGCAAGUGCACUAAGCCCUGCGUUGAGUUUUACAUACCCACCUACCCCUGUAUCCCUGCAGCAGAUGCAUCAACAGAUUUUAAACCGCCAACACAGCAUAGGGUCAGCAUUUGGACACAGCCCUCCUCUCCUUCAUCCAGCUCCGACAUUUCCUACGCAAAGAACCAUCCCCGGGAUUCCAAGUGUUCUGAAUCCAGUCCAGGUCAGCGUUGGUCCAUCUGAAGUUGCACAGCAGAACAAACCGACCAGUGAAUCUGCUGUUAGCAGCACAGGUGACCCAAUGCAUAACAAACGUUCUAAGGUAAAGCCUGAAGAAGGAUUACCAAGUCCAGGUGCCGGAUGCAUCCAGGAUCAACCAGAUGGAAUGACUCUGGUGAAAGAGGAGGGGGACAAAGAUGAAAGUAAACAAGAGCCUGAAGUGGUCUACGAGACAAACUGCCACUGGGAAGGCUGCUCCAGAGAGUAUGACACACAGGAACAGCUAGUGCAUCAUAUAAAUAAUGACCAUAUACAUGGUGAGAAAAAAGAAUUUGUCUGUCGAUGGCUGGAUUGCUCAAGAGAGCAGAAACCCUUCAAAGCCCAGUAUAUGUUAGUAGUCCACAUGAGAAGACACACCGGAGAAAAGCCACACAAAUGCACUUUUGAAGGGUGUGCGAAAGCCUACUCCAGACUGGAAAACUUGAAAACUCAUUUGAGAUCUCACACUGGAGAGAAACCAUAUGUCUGUGAGCACGAAGGCUGCAACAAGGCUUUCUCUAAUGCGUCUGACAGAGCCAAGCAUCAGAAUCGAACUCACUCCAAUGAGAAACCAUAUGUGUGCAAGAUUCCCGGAUGUACCAAGCGAUACACUGACCCUAGCUCCCUGAGAAAGCAUGUAAAGACCGUGCAUGGUCCGGAGGCCCAUGUCACCAAGAAGCAACGAGGAGAUAUACACCCAAGACCUCCGCCACCAAGGGAACCAGGAAACCAGUCACAGUCCAGAUCACCUGGCCAUCAAAUGCAGGGUUCACACGGAGAGCACAAGGAAUUCAGUAACUCUACCUCAAAGCACGAAGAAUGCCUGCAAGUGAAAACUGUGAAGACUGAAAAACCAAUGACAUCUCAGCCAAGCCCUGGUGGUAAGUCUUCAUGCAGCAGCGAACAGUCCCCCAGCAGCCACUAUACCAACAGUGGGAUCGAGUUUGCUUUGAACAGUGGUGGCAGCAUAGGAGAUCUCAGCACCCUGGAUGAAACACCUAUCAUGGACUCAACCAUUUCCACAGCAACCACAGGACUUGGUUUACAAGGCAGAAGGAUUAUGACAGGAACCAAAUGGAUAGAACAAAUCAAGACAGAAAGAAUCAAGCAGGUUAACGGAAUGCUCCCAAGGCUGAACCCAGUUCCCCCAUCUAAAGCACAGACUCUCCCAUCUAUCACUGGAAAUGGUUCGCAAUUAAACAACCUUAAUUUUGGAGGAUCAAUAACCAUACUUCCAAAUCGAAAUGACCUUUCUAGCAUGGACAUUACAGUAUUAAACAUGUUGAACAGGAGGGACAGCAAUACCAGCACAAUCAGUUCAGCCUAUUUAAGCCGUAGGUCUUCUGGAAUUUCUCCUUGCUUUUCUAGUCGACGAUCCAGUGAAGCUUCCCAAGCAGAAGGAAGGGUUCAGAAUAUAAGUGUUGCAGAUUCCUAUGAUCCCAUCUCCACAGAUGCCUCAAGACGGUCGAGUGAAGUAAGCCAGUGUGAUGGGCUGCCAAGUCUGCUUAGUCUCACACCAGCACAGCAAUAUAGGUUGAAAGCUAAAUAUGCUGCUGCCACUGGUGGACCUCCACCAACACCCCUGCCUAACAUGGAAAGAAUGAGUCUAAAGACAAGGAUUGCCCUCUUGGGUGACUCAAGAGAUUGUAGAAUAUCUCCUCUUCCUGCAGGUAAUGUACCUCGAAGAUGCAGUGAUGGCGGAGGAAGCACCUAUGGGAGAAGACAUUUACUGUCCAAUGAACUGCAAGGUAAUGGCUUGAGAAGAGCUAGUGAUCCUGUAAAAAUGGUCUCUGAGAACCUCUCUAAUGCAAGAGUCCAGCGCUUCAAUAGUCUUAACAGCAUCAACCCACUUGAUGUGCCACCACCAAUGGAACGGCGCAACUUAAGCCUUCAAAACUAUACACGUAGCAUGUAUUCCCCAUGUCCUCCAAGUAUCAGUGAAAAUGUGGCCCUUGAGGCCAUGAUUAUGGAAGCUGAAGGGAAUCUGGAUGAUGAGGAUUUUCUACCAGAUGACAUGGUCCAGUACCUUAAUUCUCAGAACCAAAGUCUGUGUGAUAACUUACAAAACAAUAUGACCGAUAAACUGCAAGGUAACACAGGAGCAAGGAACGGUAACCGCUAUGAUCCAUCUCAAAUGACUAAUAACUCCAUACAUCAGCCAUACCACAAUUUGGAGCAGGUAGAUCAAGGAGAUAAAAACGACCUUCCAAUUCAAUGGAAUGAAGUUACUUCUGGCAGUGCAGACCAGUCACCGUCUCGAUUAAGGUAUGGGCAACGGUUAGGUGUUCAGCAGAACCGGUCUUUUGGAAUGUACAAUAACAUGAUCAUUCAACAGCAGGCUAUGACCAAAACAGGACUACCACAACAAAAGAAUCAUCAACAUAAUACACAAAAUACCCAAAUGUUACAACAUAACCUUAAUGUUUACCAUAAUAACAACAAUUCUUUGAGUAGUCAGUCAAGCAAAGGACAACAAUACAAUGAAUGUUCAAACAGGGCAUCGUUAGGUUCUUCUGCAAUGGGAAACCCCUGCAGUCCAACAUCUAAGCAGAAGUUUACCAACAUCAAUUUGCAAAUGAUAGAGCAACAGAACUUUGUACCUUCCAUGCAUUAUAUUGAUCAGUCACCAGAUGUUGCAGAUGCAGUUCAGAAUCAAAACCUUUUAAACCAAGAAUAUAUGCAACAACUUGCAACUGAACACAUGAUAUAUGGCAUGCAUUUCCUGGGAGUAAAUCGAUCCAAUCAGGGAUUUUCAGGUCAAAGUGGCUUGAAUAAUGAGACAACACAAAUGUUUCAAUUAGCUCAACUGCACACAAGUAAUCAACAGUCAGCCAUGGCAAGGAAUUAUCCAUCAUGUUCAAACCCUGGAGGAAAUGGUAGACAAACCAUGCAAAGAAAUAACAUACCAUACCUGCAGGAACAACCAAGUGAUGCCAGCCAGACAGUUUACAAAUUGAACAGUAUUAAGGUAGAAAUGCCAAGUCAACCCCAACAGCACUGUGCCAACACACCAAACUACUCAGGUCAGUUUUAUGACCAAACAAUGAGCUACAAUCAACAAAACACAAAACCGGGAUCUAUGUCUGUUACAGAAACUAAUUGUCUUUUACAAGAAACUAAUAAUGCUAAUUCAAAUGAGCUUCUAUCACCGGGCACUAAUCAAGUGACAAGCACUGUAGAUAACAGUGACAGCAACAGUUUGGAUGGAGUUCAGAUUGAUUUUGAUGCAAUUAUAGAUGAUGGGGAUCAUGCCAGUUUGAUUUCUGGAACUCUGAGUCCACAAAUCAUCCAGAAUCUGUCGCGUAACUCUUCGCGACUUACCACCCCUCGAGCAUCUCUGACAUUCCCAACCUUGCCCAUUAGCACUAGUAACAUGGCUAUAGGGGACAUGAGUUCUUUACUGACCUCCCUUGCAGAAGAAAGCAAGUUUCUUGCUGUAAUGCAGUAGAUACAAGGGAAAUCUGAUGGCAAUUCAUUUUAUAUGUAUGUAUUUUAGCAAUUUCAUCCCAACUAAAUGGGAUGCAUUCAGAGUACAUUCCAUUUAUGGAAUAUUGACUGAAACCCUAAAGUGUUGUAGGGAGAAAUAGUCUUCCAUUUCAGUUAUGGAUCAGUAUUGUCACGCCCAUAUACAUGUCUUUUGUUUUGAAUCCAAAUGGGCCUGUACGUUUUGAUUUUGGUGUAAACGUACAAUGUAUGUGCAUGUUUGAAGCAAAAAGGAACAAAAAGGAGAAAACAUUUCUUCAGUUAUGUUACGUGGUUCUGUUUAAUCAAUCAUACAAUUAAUAGACCCCUUUGACUGUUUUCACUGCCCAGCUGUUUAUUUUCCAGUUUUUCCGAAUUUAGUAAUAUGUUUGGACCGCGUUGGUUCACAGGUAUUCACCAAAUUCCUCCACUGAUUUUAAUAAGUGUCUCAUACAUAUAUACUCAAGGAUUGCAUGCUGUUAUUGUACUUAUGGUAUGGAAGAUGUGUUCUAUGUACAAAAUGUAUAAGACCUCAAUUUGUUUGUAGUUUUUUUCCCAUAAACGUUUAUUUUCAUUUGUCUUUUAAACUGGCAAUAAUUGAGGAUGGGUAGCCUUUAGAAAUGGGCGUCUUUAUGGACGAAGCGAUCUUAUAAGGUACACUAUAACAUUAAGAUCACUCCCAAUGCCUAAGUGUGUCAUAAAGGCUAGAAUUAUGUUAACGCUGAAGUUUCCUUUAGCUCCUUGAUAAUAAAACAUUAUUCUUUUUGUAGAAAGGGAACUAUCCACUCAUUUUUAUUAGUAUUAUUGUUAUUAUUUUUAAGGUCAAAGUGUACGACUCACUUUUAUAAGGAUGAAAGGUACUUCAUUUCAAAUAGCACUGUGGAAUAUGUUUCCCAAAAAACUAGUCUUAAAUGUGUCGUGAGAAAAUCUUAAAAAAUAAAAAGGUACUGUUCCCAUUUUUUUUGCAUUAUUCCACUUUUUAGUCUACGUUUUUGUCAACGUUAAACUGUAGUUUAGUGUGUUGCACAUUACACAGCAGUGUUUUCGCACAUUCUUGAAAUGUAUGUGCCUUACUUUGUGUUAAAACUCAAAAUGGGGACCAAGAAUAAUUGCCAAAUCGUAGCUAUGCUACCCUAGUGCUUGUUCUUCAGCACACCACUGUCACUAGUGUCUAAAGUCUGUACCCUUUUAUUAUCCAUAUAUGUUCCCUUCUUUUAAUGACAGAAUGGCUUUUGUAUGGCUCAUCCUGCAAAAAUGUAAAAUAGAAAUACUUACUUUUAUUUGUCACUUUUUUUUUACAAGUUUGUUUUUUGUAUUGAAAUUGUGUAUUUCUUUUUUUUAUUAUGUAAAUACAUUCAUGUGCGGUAGAAUUAGAAUUCUGAAGUUAUAGGCUUGUAAGUUAUAGCUCAGUACACAAGUACACACAUUUGUGGAUUUAAUAGUUUCAAGCCUUUGUCCAGCCUGAUGGAUCUGAAGCACUAUGUACUCAGUAAAUGUACAUUUUGUUCUCAGAACCACUAAGCUUUUUUUUUUUUAUAACAAAAAAGAAAGACAAAAAAAAUAUUUCUUACA
Molecule: messenger RNA, 6536 nt
Organism: Pelobates fuscus (common spadefoot toad)
Lineage: Eukaryota; Metazoa; Chordata; Amphibia; Anura; Pelobatidae
Gene: GLI3
Product: GLI family zinc finger 3
Exons: 15
Coding region: 250-4950 (1566 amino acids)
Biological process (GO): regulation of transcription by RNA polymerase II; smoothened signaling pathway
Cellular component (GO): nucleus
Molecular function (GO): DNA-binding transcription factor activity, RNA polymerase II-specific; RNA polymerase II cis-regulatory region sequence-specific DNA binding
Source: RefSeq, a predicted model, not a curated record